AUGCGACCCUUACCUCCGGAGCUCAGACGACUCCUCUUGAUGGGAGGAACUUUAAAUCCGAACUGGGCCUUGGGAACUGCCACGCGGAAGGCCUUUGACGUAACCGAGGCUUCUACAGCCACCACAGGCGUUCAUGCGGACGUUUCAAAGCUGUGCACUGCGGCUGCCGCAAAAGAUGAUGUGCUGAUUACGGGCAGAUUUGGUACGGUUUCUUUUGCCAAGCGUCUGACAGAACACGUGUACGACGAGUUUGGCAAAAAGAAGCGAAACAAGAGGCCUAAAAUAAUGAAACAAACUAAAGACUCAAGUGACGACUUACUACGAACUAAGCAGCUGAAAAGGUUAAUAGCAGUUCCCGAGGCUGCGCAACAGAAGGCACAUGGCGUUGAUGGAGAGAAACCGCGUGUCACAGUUGCGCCGCCGAAGGAUGUUUACUCAUCUUACCUGGAGGAAGGACUCGGGCAUAGUGGAUCAAGCGGACGCAAGGGUCUGCUUCAUCUCACCCGAGAAAACCGGAAUUUGGGUGGUGAGCCUGGUGAUGUUUGGUUCCAGAUGCAGAAAAACGGACAGGGUGCCAAGGAAGCCCACGAAAUACCCUUUGCGGCGCCUUAUUAUCCACCCCACCUAAACCCAAAGCUGGCAGAUGUGCCAACAGCAAAGGAAGCGGCCCGAGAACAUGCCCAGAAUAAGUUGUUCGCUUGCGCCAUGAAAACUGCUAAAACCCGACUUGAUAUUCGUACCUACCUCAAUGGUCUGACAACUGAGUCCGCCAAGACUCACUUCCCGGUCAACGUGGACUAUAAUCUGCGAGGUCCAGCCCAGUUAGUCACCAAGAAGCCAAGCAACCUGAUCGAAGUCCCACAACCCGCUGACGAAAAUGACUCCCAUCAUACAAUAAUGCAAAGUUCGUUGGGAGGAGCUCAUGCAGUACCAACGAGGAAGAGUUUUUUCACCGAAGUUUCCAACAAUAACACCAGAGGAGCGCUGGCAGCUAUGCCAGACAGCAUGCAGUACGACCAGUCUCCCAGACAGCAUGAAACCAUGCUUAAUUCCAGACAUAAAAUGACCAAAACGAUCAAACACACACAAGAAAAUCAGUCACAACAGGAGACAGACAAACAAGAAGAGGAAGAGGGGAGCAAGAGAAAUCUCACUAAGUCGGAAGCGACCGAAACAAACCGGCUGAAGGAAACAAACACCCAUGCGCUGGCCACAGGCGGCUCUGUUGUUCAAAAUACAAAAAGCGUCUCCUUUGGCCUACGCGAGGUUAAACUAGAUGACAACAGCAGCAACGCUACCAAGAAAUUGGGCACAAGAAGUAAACAUGCAGAAAGGAAGUUUGCCUUUUCAGAGCCGAAAAGUUCAAAAAAAUCAAAUGUGGCCAUUUUAAACAAAGCCCAUGCAUUCAAACUACCGAAAACACAGCGAUUUGGUCGAAGGCGAAGCAUCGUAGCCACAAUACGAGAACUUGAUUACGAAAACCCCGGCUUGAUGGAUAGCUAUGUAGAAUGGAGUCAAAAUUUAUCCUCUAAAAAACAAGAUUCCUUGGGAAAGUCAAGUCUGGAUACUCUGAUGCACAGAAAUACCAUGAAUAGCAUGGAUGGAGUCACUGACACGGAGGUGAAGUUUGAGGCUUCAGAGAAACACUGCUGGUAA
Messenger RNA from Spirometra erinaceieuropaei, 1656 nucleotides. The record is from the annotation of a GenBank genome assembly. Lineage: Eukaryota; Metazoa; Platyhelminthes; Cestoda; Diphyllobothriidea; Diphyllobothriidae.